This is a messenger RNA of Tigriopus californicus, 6779 nucleotides long. RefSeq lists its product as uncharacterized. Lineage: Eukaryota; Metazoa; Arthropoda; Copepoda; Harpacticoida; Harpacticidae. The coding region runs from base 3932 to 5746 and encodes 604 amino acids. The transcript has 7 exons. The record is from RefSeq and is a predicted model, not a curated record.
CCAACCCUGUUCGUGGUUAAUUCAGAUUUAAACUCCCUUGCCUUGUGGUGAAACUCUUUAAGUUGUCGUGUCGUGUUUAAAAAGUGUCGCAUUGGUUUUAUUCAAGUCAAAGUAAAAAAGGUGUAGACUUGAAUCAAAUAAUGACGAAGGUCCAAAAGGAGGUAUAUUUUAAUGCGCUCUGCUCACUUUGAUGUGGUAUGACAUGACAUUUGAGAGCAUGAUUUGGUUCAGACUUUUGACGUAUCUCCUUUUUUGAGGGUUUUAUGAUAUUUCUUGUCGCCAUGGAAAAGUUAUAAUUGCUCUCUCUCUCUCUUUCUCUCUCUCAUUUCCCGAUCUUUCUAUUGAAUUUCAUAUGAAAAUGUCAUCAAAUGGUAGUCGUAUCCACAUUUUAUAUGGAAGGCCAAAAUGAUGUUUGUCUCGUACUUUGAAUCCAUCUGGUCAGUUAUGAGGAUUGAAAAACUGUUGACUUUUAUGUUUUUGCUUAGAAACAGGAUGCUUAUUCCUUAAUUUCCGCUUUUUCUAAAUCCACCAAUAGUAUGUACUUUACGUAUAUAAAGGCUUGUGGUUCAAAUCCAAGCCAGUUCCGUUGAUUUGUAAAAGUCUUAACAUGUUGAACUCUUUGAUCCAGAUUCUGCAUCCAUGUCUGAUUUUAACAGCAUCAAGCUCCAGCUCAAUGAUCCAUGAGAUAAUUGGAGGGAAUCACUCAGUGAACCUUGCGUCUGGCAAUCCUGGUCCAUUUUGGGAAAGUGUGGACCACAGUCGAAGCUGGCUCAUGAUCACGAACGAUUGGAAUGACAUUUCGGGAGUGGCAUUUUCGUUACACGUUGCUUUUUUCGGGGAAGGCCAACCUCCCGUUCCAAAGGUUCCCAUACUUAUUCAUCAUUACAUUGAUUCAAAAUUCAAGGCAGCUCAAGCCUUGUGUCCUGACGGGAGCGUCAACUCUUACGGUUCAGUUCAUGAAGAGAUGUCGUGGACACCGAGAUUUGGUUGCCCUGAAAUUUCUCCCUUCAAAGUUUCUUACCGUGGAUUGCCGCCAUAUAUUUAUCAUUUGCCUUCAGGGCCGAUCGGGUUAGACAUGGAUAUACUUUGGAUCCUCACUCAAAAGAUGCAGGUGGAAGUGGAACUUAUCGAAACGAAUACUUGGUUGAGAAUUGAUCCCACAACUGGGGCCUUGAGCGGAAGCAUUGGCAUGGUUAUGAAUCGAAGCUCCGAUAUGGCCAUGGGUAACAUGGUUCGACCGAUUGAAAGUAUCUUGAGAGCUUUGGACAUGACCAGAUUGGUUUAUGAUUUGGAUGCCAAAUUCGCUGUGGUUAAACCUCGCCCUGUCGCCCCGUUUCUCAAUAUUGUUCGGCCAUUUUCAGUUUUGAUCUGGAUGACAUCACUGGGGAUCACUCUGAUUUGCGCCAUUACUUUCACCCUGGUGAACAAGCACACCAACCUUCCGAAUAAGGUCAUAUUUUGGUGGAUGCUUGGUGUCUUUCUAUCUCAAUCCCGUUCGGCAGGAUUUGCUCGGAACCGUAAAGUUCAUCUCAUGAUGGUGUUGUGGAUCUUCUUCACGAUGUGUUUGGAUCAUUUCUACGGGAGCAACUUUCGAGCCAACUUGAUUGCUGUAGAUUACGAACCUUCACCGGACUCUGCAGAAGAUUUGGUCAAUCUUGGUCGUCGCCUUUACGUCCCCGAAGGCACCACGUUUUUGUCAAUGUUGGAUGAUCAUCCGGAUACCAACUACCAAAUCCUGGGCCAAAUUGCUCGCCAAGAAGGACUUUUUUUCGGUUAUGACCAACAAGGUUUGAUUGAAAGUAAAACCGAGCAGGACAUUUUGCAGAAUGAGGACGGAUUUAUUACCAAUGAGUAUAUGGGCCUGGCUACAUUUGACAAUUUGGAAAUUCGUCAUGGUGGACAAAAUCCUAUUCGUUUUUCCCGACAAGCCCUUUUGGCGCUGACAGGACACUUCCCACUCCAACUAAAUUCCCCCUACAAAUACGAAAUUGACCAUGUGAUUCUGAGAUUGCAAGAGGGUGGCAUUAUUAACCACAUACGAGAGUCCUACAUCAAACCCAAAUUUUUGUUAAAAUCACAAGAUCAGCAAGUUCAACUCGAGCCGUUCUUGUUGAAGCACGUGUUGACCAGUCUGUUUAUUUUGUGUGGCGGACUGAUUCUGUCGGGAGCAAUACUUAUCUUGGAAUAUUUUACACCAAAAUAUCAUAUCUUUAAGUGAUUGACCCUUGGUUUUGGUGGAUUUGCAAAUUGAGGUUUUAUCAGCCGAAAGAAUUAAACAACUUUUCAUUCAAGAUUUUAUGAUGAAAGAAAAUUUCUUUUUUGCCGACCCUGAGGAAGAGCAGUGUCUAUAAUACCUUGUCGCUGUUCUCAAUUCCCAAAAUAAUCCACAACAACAAAAAAAAUGAUGUCAUCAAUUUUAGGGACUGAUCAUAUUUAUGCCAUUUUUUCCUCCAAAUGAAUAAGCACAUCUUUCUUUCGAAUAAGGUCAUAUUUUGGUCGAUGCUUGUCGAUAUUUUCGAUUCCGAAUAUAAUGCACAGAAAUAAAAAGUUACUUUGUUAAUAUUGCACCACUCUCGUCUUCAUUUUUUUUAUUUUAGAAAUCAAACAUUUAUUAUACAGGCUUAGAUUUUUUAUUUGUCUUUUUUGUGCCCUGUCCUGAUUACCAAGGGGAAAAUAACCCCUAACACCUAACACCUGAAGGGUGAAAAAUGAUGACAAGAAUUGUCUCUCGACCUAAUCAUAACGCUUACAAUGUUUCCGUUUGAUCUACAAAUAAUUUCGAAUGAUGGUUGCUACCUUCCUCUAAUCACCAAGGGUCUCGUAUUUUCUAAUAAUCCUUACAGGUUUGUAAAACCUCUGAAUUUAAGGUUGAUUUGAGUUUGCAAUACACAAUGAGUGUGUACAUAUUUUGCGUCCGAUUAAAGAUAUAGACUAGAGCUCGAUCGCGACUUUGAAAAACACGUACGUAUACAGGAUAAGAGAGAUUCCUGGCAAGAGACCGGAGUUCAUAUUUAACAAUAGUCACACCACCAAAUAUACCUAAGAACUCCAGCGGUGCAAGGUGCUGAUAUGGUCCCUUGUGGGACACAAAACUUGUCACAUUUGUUGGCGUUGAAUCUUUCAAUCAGUACCAAUUGCUUCUGACAGAUGAUAAAUAAAUGAACUUGUCUAUGUUGUCAAUCUCGUAGAGUUUAUGAGGCAACAGAUCUGGUUUGGCAAGGGCCUUGUUGAGAUUGACUAUAAGCUCAAGAAUUAAGAUUCGUAGGAUUUUAAGAUCAAAAACAGCCUUAGCAGACCGUCGGUCAGAUAUAAUUCAGUAUUUUCUAAAGCUGUCAAAUGGGCAGAAGGAUUUUCUAGCAGAAAAAUAUUUUUCUACUUGGUACAAUUGUUGCAUUGUUUUUUUUUUAUUUUCCUUCCCCGACCAACCGCCAAUAUAGCAUUAAAUCUGGAAAUGGUCCGAAACAAGAACGAUCACAACGCACGAUCAUCAUUGGCUACAGAAAUAGUAAAACUCUAUUGUGAAACUUUUUAAGAGACAUUUUUGUAGAGAAAUUGAACCACUUGACAUGGUGACUUGCUACAAAAAUGAACCGAGUAACCUGGCAACGAAGCAAAACCACCGGCUUGGUUCAUUCAACCACACAACACAAACGAACACUCUGAGAUGCGUGAAGACAACCACUGGAAAAAGUUAUGGAAGUUGAUCCCUAUAUUCGGGUACUAAAUGAAUGCCUAUCGAUCCCUUUCAUUGGAAGUAGAUCAGUUCAUGUUAUUUGUUCUAUUUGUUUUUUCUUUAAAGAAGGUGAAGUGAAGUGAUAAUUCAGGAGGGAAGAUUUUUUCUCAGUGUUUUGAGCCUCUUUGUUUCAAGUCUAUAAAUUGUCAGGUUUUCCACUUUCCUUUGUUCAGUCAAAAAGUGAAAUCAAUCUCGAACAUGAAGCGAAGCCAAAGUGUCACGACCCCGUUGGGUCUUACCAUUUCAAUUUUACUCAUCGUUUUGUCUCUGGAAUCCGUUUUAUCUUACAAAAUACAGCCCGCUUCUGUAAGCCAACUGUUCAAGGACUAUGAGACCUGGAAGCUCAAACUAUUCCCCGAUCUCGCCUACAAAGAUGGAUACACUCAAUACGACGCAUUCUUGCCCAAUUCAUCGCUCUCUGCGCUGGAAUACACCAAAACGGGAUGCGAGUACUUCAAAAAUCAAGUCACUGCCGAAUUAGCGGGCCAAUCUCUGACCAAAGAAGAUCGACACGCUUUGCGGGUCAUGCUUUAUGAGACCGAGACUUGUUUGAAAGGAUUGCCUUUGAAAGGGUUCCUUCUACCCCCUAUCCAUCAACGUCAUGGUAUUCAAAUUCGAUUGCCAGCUCAAUUCAAACGCCGAAACCUCCAAAGUGCCCCUCGUGAGGAAGUGGAUGCUCUUUUUAAGAAAAUGCUGGCCAUUCCCGACUAUCUGAAGGGCGUCCAAGACCGUUUAGCGCAAGGCGUUGCUCAAGGUAUCACAUUUGCGCCCGCUUCCAUGGCAGGAGUCGAAGAUCAAUUCGAUGAUCUUCAAGUGGCCAGCCCUGAGGAAUCGGAUUUUUACGCUCCAUUUGCCUCGUUGAGCGAGUCUAGAACUCUCGAUCCUAGUUUGGUGUCCCAGAUCCAAGAUGCGGUGAAGGCACAGGUCAAGGAGAAAGUGCUGCCCGCAUUCAAGUCUUUGAGGGACUUCAUCGCCAAUGAGUACCGCAGGAAUCUCCGGUCUUCUCCCGGAGUCUCUGCUUUUCCCAAUGGGAAAGCUUAUUAUCAAGCAGCCUUGGAUUUCCAUGCCACUCUACCCAACGUUGAGGCGGAUGUUUUGUACGAUGAAGGCUUCCGAGUAGUCGAAGGUCUCCGAGCAGAGUUGAAAAAAAUCCUGGACAAGUACGUGGGUAGCAAGGAGCUCCCAUUAGAUGAACAGAUCAUGUUGGUCUUACGAGACGAUAAUAUGUACUUUAACUCGGAAAACAGCCUUCUCCAAGCCCUUCAGAAUUUGAUCGACGAAAAGAUAUCUGUCAACUUGGACCAAGUCCUAUCUUCGCAACAACUCACUUCCGAUGUCUUUGAUCUUCAAGUUUAUAAGGUCGACCAUGGCCGAGCCCAAUAUCUUCCAGGUUCAGAGAAGUGGUCCGCCGGGAUCCUUAUCAACACAGACAAGUACCGAAACUUUCGACGAACGGAGCUUCUACCCUUGGCCCUGAAUCUGGGUAAUCCAGGACAACAUCUGGCCACAGUGAGCAACCAAGAUUUCCCCAAGUCCAUGAACGGCGAAUUACGAGAUGAUCCCUCCAUGGUUCCCAGUACGUUUCCAAGCUACACCGCCCACGCCCGAGGUUGGGACACUUAUGCCGAGUAUUUGGGCUUCGAUAUGGGUCUGUACAACGACGAACCCAUCGGUCCCUUCGAGUACUACUUGAGUAAUCUCUUCCUGGCGGCUCGUUUGGUGGCAGAUGUGGGCAUCCAUGCCAAGGGCUGGACCCGAAAUGAGGCCAUUGAUUACUUGGCCCAGAAUACCUUCAUCUUGCGGGAUCGAGCUGUCAUGGAAGUGGAUCGAAUCAUUACAUUCCCGGGAAUUGAGACUGCGGUUAAAAUCGGAGAAACGUUCAUUCGGAACAUGAGACGAGCCCGGGAGGAAAAAGAGACGUCCGGUUUUGAUUUGAAGAAGUUCCAUGAAGACCUCCUCGCAUGCAAGGGACCGUUGACCUUAUUGCAAACUUGCAUGGAUGAUCGCAACUAGAUAUAAUUCUCAUAAAUGUUACCCGUACCAAAUUAGAAUAUUUCAAUAGGUUUUUAACACGAUUAUUUGAUCCCAUGUUUUAUAUAUCAAUUAGGAAAUUUCGGAUCAUGAAUCCAGAAUAAAUGAGUAGUAAUAAUUCUUAAAAUAAUAAAAGCGAGACCUUGCCUCUCAAUAUCAGUUUACAUUACACUGCAGCAACCAUGAGUUGCCCUCAUGAUCGUCCCCUAUUCUCUGAGGAAGCGGUUUGUAUGGGACAAGACUCUCUCAACACUGAAAAAUCCGCUCCGACAAUAAACAUCGGCACUUUGUCACCAUUCAUAGUCUCAUCCAACUCCCUACUGACAACCCGAAUGACCCGAACCGUUCUAGUUUGAAGGCUUUAAAAAUCAAGAACAGCCACUGGAUGUGGACCACUCUGUUCGAAUGGACAAUUCAUGUCAGUGUUGCAAUUAUACCUACAAAGGCCCCCUCUCAUGGCACACUCUCCCCCUUCUCUCUGGCCUCUUUUGCCUCUUCCGCCUUCCUUUCUGUCAUGUGAAGGCUUCCUUUCCUUUCCAAAGACCAGUGUUGUUUGCUGCUCUGGUGAGAUGGGAACCCGAAGAGAAACCCCUGGAGCCCAGGAGUUCAAUAGAACGAGUCAGCUAGACGCGCAAUAAUGUGAAAAGCCAGCAAGAAGCAUAAGUGAAGAUAAGUCUCUUCCGCAUGAAUUAGCAGGACAGUUGACAUCAAUGGGCAACAACCUCUGAAGACAAGGAUGGCCUUCUUGUUGAGACGUCUUCGGGUCCACCCAUUUGCUUAUCUGUUGGUUUUGGUCUUGGGUCUGUCAAUCACUAAUAUUUGCCUUCACAAAUUGGGGGUUGUCAAGCCACCAUCCCUCUCUUCCACAUCUCAAAGAUAUAUGAAGAAAGUUGACGUCAAGCUCAUCAAAAACUCGGAAUUGACUAUUCUAGCUCAAAUCAGGUAUCCUGAUCGCGAUAGAGCACUUCUCUAUGGCAGUCCAAUCCAUAAAAAGGUCAAGAUGAUCAUUGGGCUC